Molecule: messenger RNA, 1266 nt
Organism: Filobasidium floriforme
Lineage: Eukaryota; Fungi; Basidiomycota; Tremellomycetes; Filobasidiales; Filobasidiaceae
Product: Arp2/3 complex, 34 kd subunit p34-Arc-domain-containing protein
Exons: 8
Coding region: 68-1045 (325 amino acids)
Biological process (GO): Arp2/3 complex-mediated actin nucleation; actin filament polymerization
Cellular component (GO): Arp2/3 protein complex; actin cytoskeleton
Molecular function (GO): structural constituent of cytoskeleton; actin filament binding
Source: RefSeq, a predicted model, not a curated record
CAGCCUUAGCAUCUUGAGAAGGUGCAGAGAUUCAACCCGGCUUACGCAGUCUCGACGAACGUUCAGUAUGAUCCUGCUAGAGAGUCACAACACCAUCAUCAAGAACGUCUUGACAGAACGUUUCGUCAAGCCUUCAAAGAUCGACGUCCAGUUCGUCGACUAUGACAAUGUCAGAUUCCACCUGUCCACCCCAACCAGCAAGACGGUUCUCGUCCUGUCGAUGGGAAUCCACUGCUGGUCCGACCUGAAGAAGUACGGUGCUCCAGAGAUCCUUGAGCGGGAGUUCGGCGAAUGGGUAUCGAACGACCCGAACCUGAAGGAGCAGGAUUACGAUGUAACUCUGGUUCUCGACCUGGAAAAGAUCCCGGAGGAAGGAGACGACCGCGACGCCCUGAUCGACCACUUCUCUAUGCUCAAGCCCAUCAUCCUCUCAGCACCCUUCCAUCGAGCCUAUAACGAGCACAGCCAGCUCGCUUCGAAGCACAAGUCGACUUUCCAGCCCGGUAUGGCUGAUCAAGCACCGGAAGAACGUGGAGAAUUGAUGAUCAUUCACUAUCGAGAGGAGGAGGCGAUUUACGUGCAAGCAGCCAAUGAUAGGGUGACCAUCGUCAUCUCCACAUUGUUUACGGACGAGACGGACAGGGUAUUUGGAAAGGUGUUCUUGCAGGAAUUCGUGGAUGCUCGUCGACGUUCUUCGGCGAUCGGCACUGCCCCUCAGGUCAUGUACACGACCCGCGAUCCUCCCCUCGAGGUUCGAAAUGCACCUGGAAUCGCCGGAGUAAAGCGGUCAGAGGACGUCGGCUGGAUUACUUUUGUCCUAUUCCCUCGGCAUUUCGCGACCCCUGAAAUUGCUUCUGAUACUACGUUCAAGCUCGAGCUUUUCCGGGACUACCUUCAUUAUCACAUUAAAGCUAGCAAGACCUAUAUGCAUUCCCGAAUGAGAGCAAGGGUAGCCAGCUUCCAGCAGAUCCUCAACAGAGCCAAGCCGGAGGUCAUUCAGGAUGAAAGGAAGACAGCGACUGGUCGUACUUUCCGAAGUCGUUGAUUCUGCUAAAUCGUGAGGUCCGGAGUUCCGUUUACUAUAUUCAGUGUUGCAGUAUAUGAUUGUAUGACGGUUUUCACGCUUAUUGAAAGGCCCAUUGAUGCUUUCCGUAGCCGUAAAGUUUUGGAUAUCAGAAAUGACUUUUGAGGAUGCCGGUGUGGUCAAAAGCAAUCCAUCACGUUCGAUUGAUGGUCACAAGCCCGAGUGAAGCGAACUGCAUCGGG